Peronospora matthiolae is the source of this 291-nucleotide messenger RNA. The record is from the annotation of a GenBank genome assembly. Lineage: Eukaryota; Oomycota; Peronosporomycetes; Peronosporales; Peronosporaceae.
AUGGAGGAGCGCAAGAUGGCCGCGGCGGUUACAGAAAGAGCAACAAGCCGAAGGCGCGACAAGCGCACGGGACCCGCGGCGCUUCGAAGCGUGCGCCAGGAGAAGCAAGCUGAAAGUGAAAAAUUCGUCAGUACAGCUUUUGAGCUUGAUCCGCGCAAUUUUGGCAAGACCGUGUGCAUCUCAAAGCGCCCGGAGAGUCAGAAAGGAGUGCAAGAGGAAAUCUCUGCUCUCCAGAUCAACGAUGUGUGGCGCGUGAUGAAUGCAGCCCAGGCACAAACGCCUUCACUCUAA